GAGAGGGCAAAGAAUACACAACGCGAGGAGACAGCAGGCUCAUCCCACCAGAGAGGGAGGUAUUCACAGAGUCUCAUCUGCAAAAUCUGGUAGAGCUCAACCCUCCAGAUCUGAUGCCUAAUGGUAACGUUGGCACACCCACCGCUGUGUUUCUGGAGUACAUCCGAACCUGCCGCCUCCCCCCGAGGGUCAUCCAAAACUCGGUCUCACCUUCUCAAAGACUAGGUCCAAUAGGAGAUAUGGGAACGUUCCAUUUGCCUACGGGGGUUACAUUGUUGAGGGGCUGAGUGAGGAAGAGGAAGUGGCUGUGACCGCAUCAGGUCAGGAGAUCAGGAUGAAGACACAGAUAUCAGGGUAUCAUCAGAGACUGGAGACCAGACCAGUAAGAUGGGAAGAAAGAAGGAUAGAAGGAAGAACACGAGUCACAAUGAAGAUGAAGAAGGAAAUCAAGCUUCUGAAUCUGAUGAGGUAUCAUGGAGACAAGCUGCAGCCAAUGAAGAGCUACGUCCCCACUGUGAAGAAACAACGUAGAGCAGACAAAGAGGUGAUAAUAUCCACCAUCUAUGACGAUCCCUCAGUGACCGACCCAGCGGAACCACUGAUGCGAUCGAGAGGACCGUACCAUCUCAAGUAUCGGCAUGAGAUUGAGUUUGUCAAAGGAGAUCGCAGAUGACCAACGGGGAGCUAUAUAUACCCACUGCUAAGAACCAUGUGGUGCAAAGAGGUGAUGGUAUCCACCUUUUAUGACGAUCCCUCAGUGACUGACCCAGCGGAACCGCUGAUCGCGAACUAGAGGACUGUACCAUCUCAAGUAUUGGCAUGAGAUUGGGUUUGUCAAAGGGGAUCGCAGAUGAUCAACAGGGGAGCUAUAUACCCACUGCUAAGAAAAAGUGUGGUGCAAAGAGGUGAUAAUAUCCACCUAUGACGAUUCCCUCAGUGACCGACCCGGCAGAACGGUACCACCUAUGCGAUCCAGAGGGCCCGGGACUGUUUCACAAACCAGGUAGAGCUGACACAGAAGAAAUCAUCUCUAGAAAAUGUCCAGAGCAGAGAGUUGACCUAAAUAACUGUGACUGAGAGAAAAUUUACUACACAAAUGUAAACAAUCCUUAAGUAGUACAUAUUUAAUGGUAUUGACCAUGGCUUCGUUGGACUAGAGUAUCCUUUGAUGUACAUGUACAUUGGGCUGUUGAACCAUGCAUUACAUUUCCUUUAAUGUAAUUGUUAAGAAAAAUCUUGUUUUGCCAUAUAUAUAUACAUGUAUAUAUAUAUAUAUAUAUUAGAACCAAACUAUCUCAAAGGCAGAGUAUUCUACUGACACUGCUUCACAUCUACAUAUGUCAUCUGCUGCUCACAAUGUCCCGAUGUCUCGACAGCCAUGUCCCACAAUGCAUCACCAACUGAUUAGCACGCGUGAUGUGCAUGGGAAAUGGAACCGGAAAUUGCUCUAUGUAUGCGUUCAACGAAAGAUAGGGCAAUUGGUACUACAUUCCCUGCCUUUAAAUGGUGUCUGUCUUGAAAUAUAUUUAGUGAAACAUGUUGAUAUGCCCAUUUUAUUUUAUAUUUUUCUAUGGAGUCUGUAUUUAAAAUAAAAGAUAAGAUUGGAAACAGACAUUUACCUUUUGUUUUAUUAUUUACAAACACAAAACUAUAUACAGAAUAAAAAGGUUAGAAGGAAAGAAAACAAAGAUAUUAUAAACUGAGCGACGAGGCAACAACGUAUGCAAUCAAUAA
Strongylocentrotus purpuratus (purple sea urchin) is the source of this 1734-nucleotide messenger RNA. RefSeq names its product G patch domain-containing protein 3. NCBI's taxonomy places the organism in Eukaryota, Metazoa, Echinodermata, Echinoidea, Camarodonta, Strongylocentrotidae. Gene Ontology annotation, molecular function: nucleic acid binding. Gene Ontology annotation, biological process: positive regulation of DNA-templated transcription; negative regulation of RIG-I signaling pathway; negative regulation of type I interferon production. The record is from RefSeq and is a predicted model, not a curated record.